CCCUGUAGUGAGGACAUGAAAGUUGCUGUGGUAACUGGCUCGAACAAAGGUAUAGGAUUGGCUUUGGUUGAAAAAUUGGCCGAAUUUUAUAAGGCGACCGGCGGGUGGCACGUUUUUCUGACCGCUCGUGAUGAGCAACGAGGUCACAGAGCGUGUGAACAGUUGCACCUCAAGGGAUUACCGGUCAAGUUCCACCAGCUGGACAUAUGUGAUGAUCGUAGUCGUAAGCGGUUCUUAGGUUUCCUCACAUCCGAGUACGCUGGAGGAAUUAACGUGCUGGUGAAUAAUGCCGGGAUCCUUUACAAAGACCAAUCCUCAGCUAAGUUCGCGGAAAAUGCGCAUGUCACAAUCGGCACAAACUUCACCAGUACACUGGAUUUCACGCUUGAAUGUCUCCCCGUUCUAGCAGAUGAUGCCAGGCUAGUCAAUAUGUGUAGCUUUCUAGCCCGCGUAGCACACAGAAAGCUUGGAGAGAAGCAGAGGGAGAAAUUCAGUUCUCCGAUGACCCUUGAAGAACUUCGUGCUCUGAUGGAUGAAUUUGUCAGGCACGCCGAUACGGGAGAUUACGAACAACAUGGCUGGCACAAUAUGACCUACGGUUUGUCCAAACUCGCCCUGACAAAGGCAACCUUCAUACUGGGCGAUAUGCUAAAAAAUGACCCGCGCCGCAUCCUCAUUAAUGCGUGUUGUCCCGGUUAUGUGAACACAGAUAUGACUGACCAUAAAGGAGCUGAUACACCAUUCUUUCUGGCAACUUUGCCAGUGGGAACCACCGAACCGAAUGCCCAGUUUGUACAUGAUCGCAAAAUCCACCGUUGGUUGGAAAAAUCAGAGUGCUGA
Molecule: messenger RNA, 840 nt
Organism: Opisthorchis viverrini
Lineage: Eukaryota; Metazoa; Platyhelminthes; Trematoda; Opisthorchiida; Opisthorchiidae
Exons: 8
Coding region: 16-840 (274 amino acids)
Molecular function (GO): oxidoreductase activity
Source: RefSeq, a predicted model, not a curated record